This is a messenger RNA of Medioppia subpectinata, 329 nucleotides long. The record is from the annotation of a GenBank genome assembly. Lineage: Eukaryota; Metazoa; Arthropoda; Arachnida; Sarcoptiformes; Oppiidae.
AUUUAUUCGAUACCGUAUUCUUUGUGUUGAGAAAAAAGUCAAAUCAAAUCACAUUUCUUCACGUUUACCAUCACUUUAUGGUGCCGGUCUUGGGUUGGAUGACAUUCAUCUAUUACCUGUUGUCGGCAUUUGGACCCAAAAUACAGCCCUAUUUAUGGUGGAAGAGAUAUAUCACACGAUUUCAGUUAAUACAGUUUGCGAUACUUAUAGUGUACGCCAUUAUAUUGUUUACAUUCAUGGAUUUGUCUGAUUAUCCGGCUGCUAUGAAAUGGACAGAGUCGUACGAGGAGCCGAGGGAACUGAUGUACCGAAAGAAUAUCCAUAUCUAA